Messenger RNA from Calliphora vicina (urban bluebottle blowfly), 1312 nucleotides. It is a transcript of the gene Buffy, whose product is annotated as BCL2 family apoptosis regulator buffy. The transcript has 5 exons. Lineage: Eukaryota; Metazoa; Arthropoda; Insecta; Diptera; Calliphoridae. Gene Ontology annotation, cellular component: mitochondrial outer membrane. Bases 318 to 1244 code for a protein of 308 amino acids. Gene Ontology annotation, molecular function: protein heterodimerization activity; protein homodimerization activity. The record is from RefSeq and is a predicted model, not a curated record. Gene Ontology annotation, biological process: regulation of apoptotic process; extrinsic apoptotic signaling pathway in absence of ligand; intrinsic apoptotic signaling pathway in response to DNA damage.
AUCUAUAAAAUUUCCCCCAAAAUAAUAAAAUAAAUAACUUCAAUUAACGAGUAUUAUCAAAAAUUAUUAAAAAGUUAUUGGUGUUUUGUGUUUUUUUUUUAAAAAAAGAGAAAAUAAUUGUAAAUAAAAUUCAGGCAAAAAUAAAAUGAAAUUAAUGUAAAUAAGUUAAUAUUGCAUAAAAAUACCUUGUUUUUGUGUUAAAUAAAUAACAUACAAAUGUUUUUCCAUUAUUAAAUACAUAUUGAAAUUGUUUAAACAAAUUUUCAAUAUAAUUUUUAUGCAUUUGUGAUAAAAACAAAACACUCUCCCUAGACACCAUGCCCAAUUCAUUGCCCCAUUAUACCAAUGAAAAUUAUCAAAAUGGCUUUGGUAGCAACAACUUUGGUUCAUCGAACUUCCUAUCACCCAACAGCCUCAGCGAUCGCCAGUCCAUGAUGAACGCACAAUCAAGAAGAAAAUUUAGUUUUCCGGCCACACUACAUUCGACUUCAUUGCUGGAAGUUAAUCAGAAUUCCACCCGUAGACGUUUAAGUAAUGUCAGUGAUGUGGUAACGAGAAAAUUAUCGUAUACGAUAGGCUGGAAGGCGGCACAAAUACCGGCACAGGAUAUAAUAACACAAGGACGCUGCUUAUGUGGCCAGUAUAUAAAAAGACGCUUGCGCAGAUCGGGUUUGUUCAAUAAAAAGUUGGGUCUUCAACGUAUACGCAGUAUUUUGGGCACAUCGACAAUGUCUGUGGUGCGAGAAGUAUUUCCAGCUGUUAUGGUGUUAGGCGACGAAUUAGAACGCAUGCAUCCUCGCAUCUAUACCGGUGUAGCUCGUCAAAUUUGCCGUAAUCCCGGCGGUGAAUUUCAGUCAGCCGAUACAGUUAUUUUACUAUUAAGUGCCGUUGCCAGAGACCUCUUUCGCCUCGAUAUAACAUGGAGUAAAAUAGUUUCAUUAUUUGCCAUUGCUGGAGGUUUGUCGGUGGAUUGUGUGCGUCAAGGACAUCCCGAAUAUUUGCCGAAACUUAUGCAAAGUGUAUCGGAUGUUAUAGAAGAUGAGCUGGUGCCUUGGAUAAAUGAAAAUGGUGGCUGGAUUGGCAUUAAUAAUCAUGUUCAUCCGGCCACUAAUAAACUAAAUCCUUUGGAAUGGACCACUAUAAUAAUUGGCAGCGUAUUUGGUUUAUUUUUAGUUUUUAUUUUAAUAAGAUUUUUAAUAACUUAUGUUAUACCUAAACUAUACCAGCGUAUAACUGGUAAAUGAAAUCUGAAAUAGUAUUUUAAUGUACCUAUUAAAUUGUACCUAAUAAUAAUAAAAAAUAUGCUAGACCA